Engraulis encrasicolus (European anchovy) is the source of this 3490-nucleotide messenger RNA. RefSeq names its product platelet-derived growth factor receptor beta-like. The record is from RefSeq and is a predicted model, not a curated record. Gene Ontology annotation, cellular component: plasma membrane; signaling receptor complex. Gene Ontology annotation, biological process: cell chemotaxis; positive regulation of smooth muscle cell migration; positive regulation of kinase activity. Lineage: Eukaryota; Metazoa; Chordata; Actinopteri; Clupeiformes; Engraulidae. Gene Ontology annotation, molecular function: platelet-derived growth factor binding; ATP binding; platelet-derived growth factor beta-receptor activity. The coding region runs from base 39 to 3434 and encodes 1131 amino acids. The transcript is spliced from 24 exons.
CAGAGUAAGAGCUUCUUCCUUCCGUCUUGACCGUGAAGAUGAUGAUGAGGAGACCAUCACAGCUCCUCUCUUCCGUCCUGACCGUGGUGUUGUGCUGUUGGUGUUACCAUGGUAACUGUUUGGAGCUGUCACCUGGAAACCAAGAGGUGGUCCUGCAGGCGGGGUCUAACCUGUCAAUCAACUGCACAGGCUCCGCCCCUGUCAACUGGCGCUACAGGCGAGAAGACAACAUUCCUGACUUCCUGGUUGAGAAGACCACGCCCACUUCUUCCUUUGCCCUGCCAUUGGUGGAUAUGUACUCUGCUGUCCUGCGAUUGGACAACGUCACCUGGAGACACACAGGAGUGUACGUCUGCUACGAGGAGGGACACACACUCACACGCGAAGUCGCUGUUUACGUACCUGAUCCUGAAGUCUGGUUCCUGGAGUCUACCCACUACCUGGCGGUGCGUCUGGGUGCCGUGGCAACCGUGCCCUGCCUAGUUACGGACCCCAACAUCAGCGUCUCAUUGGUCCAUGCGCUGACGGAACAGGAAGUGAUGGGAGGGGCUUAUCAGCCGGGGGAGGGGUUUAUCGGCGCCAUGGAGGAGGAUGACUAUCGUUGCCGUGGUUACCGAAACGGAGAGACGCGAGAUUCCGAACCUUAUCAUGUCUACGGCAUCCUCGUGCCCGUGAUGAUGAGUGUGUAUAUCAACGCGUCCCACACGGUGCUGAAGAGAGGAGAGAGCCUCAGCCUCAACUGUACUCAGCACGGCGCAGAGCUGGCCUUCUUCACAUGGACAUGCAGGGAGCAGACACAGCACGGGGCCGAGCUGGCCUUCUUCACUUGGACAUGCAGGGAGCAGGAGGUGCCAGUAGAAGUGGUCCAUGAGCACGUUUCCCGUACAGUCGGCCGCAGUCACCUGUUCCUACCAGAGGUGGCGCUGGAGGACGCCUGUGAGUACGUGUGUCACGUGAGAGAGAGCGUCACCGAACAACAGACCUCCACCAGCGUUCAAGUCACAGUGCUCGAGCGUGGCUUCGCGAGGGCCUCUGGUCCGCUGAGGAGGAGGGUGUUGUCACGACUACAGGCCACGGAGGAGUUAGGGGUGGAGCUUGAAGCAUACCCCCCGCCAUUGGUGGAAUGGAGCAAGGAUGGACACGCCCUCUUGCCAAAUAAGGACAACCUCAUUAGCAUACGACAGGACACGGAGACCAGGUUUGUGAGCACCUUAACUCUGGUGCGUAUCCGUGCGGAACAGAGGGGUGUGUACGUAGCUCACAUCAGCAACGGAGACGCACACACACAAGUCGUCUUCGAUCUGGAGGUCAGAGAGCCCCCCCGCAUCACGGAGCUGUCAGACGUGUCUCUGUCGGGCGAUAAGCACGCGGUCACCUGCGUAGCCGAGGGAGUCCCGCCCCCUAACAUCACAUGGUACACCUGCGAACUCACACACAGGUGUGACAACAGCAGUGUGUUGACGCUGGUGUCCUCGUCCUCCGAGGACGUGAGUGUGUUAUCGAGAGUGUUCCUCAACUCUUCCAAACACACACACACCUCCCGCUCCACGCUGACCUUCCAACGACCUCAACUGCUCACCGUGCGCUGCAGAGCACAGAACACCCUCGCCACCACCACACAGAACAUCAAGCUGGUGUCCAAGACUCUGUUCUCGCAGGUUGCUGUGUUGGCUGCAGUGUUGGCGCUGGUCGUCAUCAUCAUCAUCUCCAUCAUCAUCCUCAUCGCCGUCUGGAGGAAGAAGCCUCGUUAUGAGAUCCGCUGGAAGGUGAUUGAGUCUGUGAGUCUGGAUGGCCAUGAGUACAUCUACGUGGACCCCAUACAACUACCCUACGACUUAACAUGGGAGAUGCCAAGAAACAGCCUCAUACUGGGUCGUACGUUGGGUUCCGGAGCGUUCGGUCGGGUUGUCGAGGCAACAGCUUAUGGACUCAGCCACACACAGUCCAGCACUAAAGUGGCCGUCAAGAUGCUGAAAUCCACCGCUCGCCGUAGUGAAACUCAGGCCUUGAUGUCGGAACUGAAGAUCAUGAGUCAUCUGGGACCACACCUGAACAUAGUCAACCUACUGGGGGCCUGCACCAAACAAGGGCCGCUGUACCUGGUGACGGAGUAUUGUCGCUAUGGCGACCUGGUGGACUACCUGCACCGCAACAAACACACCUUCCUCCAUCACCAUGGCGACAAGAGCUCUCAGGACACGCCCCUCUACUGCAACGGGACACUACAGCACACAGAGAAGGGGUACGUGUCGUUUGGUAAUGAGGGGGACGGCGGCUACAUGCAGAUGAAUCGCGACUCCGAGCUGACGAGCGAAUACAUGUCCAUGCAGGACCACACACACUACACACACGCACACACACUCACACACACACACGACACACACGACACACACACCAUCAAGUACGCCGACAUCCAACCCUCAGGUUACGAGUCCCCGUACCAGCAGGAUCUCUAUCAGGAGCAAGGUUCUUCAGUAGAUGAGUCCCUCGUCCUCAGUGAGUCUCCAGUCUUGUGUGUGUCGGACCUCAUCGGCUUCAGUUAUCAGGUGGCUCAGGGCAUGGACUUCCUAGCCUCCAAAAACUGUGUUCAUCGUGACCUGGCGGCCCGUAACGUCCUGGUGUGUGAAGGGAAGCUGGUGAAGAUUUGUGACUUCGGCCUGGCCAGAGACAUCAUGCACGACAGCAACUACAUCUCUAAAGGCAGCACCUUCCUGCCCCUCAAGUGGAUGGCGCCAGAGAGCAUCUUCCACAAUCUCUACACCACACAGAGUGACGUCUGGAGCUACGCAAUACUACUCUGGGAGAUCUUUACACUGGGGGGCACUCCGUAUCCAGACCUGCCUAUGAAUGAGCUGUUCUACAACGCGCUGAAGAGAGGAUACCGCAUGGCCAAGCCCACACACGCCACCGACGAGAUCUAUGAGGUGAUGCGUAAGUGCUGGGAGGAGCGUUAUGAGAAGAGACCAGAGUUCAACUUCCUGGUUCACACCAUGGGGAACAUGCUGACAGACAGCUACAAGAAGCGUUACGGCCAGGUGAAUGACAGCUUCCUGCGUAGCGACCAUCCGGCCGUGGUGCGCACCAAGCCCCGCCCACUAAACCCAUUUGGACCAAUGGGACACGAGUCUGGAGGCCCUGCACCAAUCAGAAGAGGCGACUGCCCUCCGCUGAGCCCGCCCCCCUUCCUGGCCGACGCCCUGCCCCCUCCGAACGAUUACAUCAUCCCCCUGCCGGACACACACCCCCGACCGGAACACACACACACACACCUGGCGUGCAGCGAGCCCUCUACACCCACGGAGAGCACAGCCAGUUCCGUGUCGGAGGAGCCGGCUAUUGAUGUUCCUGAGGAGCAGAAGUUGAUUCCCGAUUGGAACGCCGCCGAGAGCCGAAACGCUUCCGGAACGCCUGACUUCGAGGAGAGCUUCCUAUAGGCCCAUAUUAGGCAGACGGAACACACACACACACACACACACACGCACACACACAC